GGGGUCCUGCGGGGGUCCUGCGGGUGUGGUGGAGGCGGGGGCACGCCGUGCUAAACGCCCCACCCACGAGGAGGUGACUGCGCAGGCCCUGAGGAGGCCAGGCGAGUGUCUGCAAUGUCGGUAGAAAGCGCAGCGCCACAGGUAAGACCAGUGCCCCGCAGGGCGACCUGGCCUCGAGUCUAGGCCCUAGGCCCCAGCCCCACCCCCACCCGCGGGGUGUUUUCCGGCGAGUUCGUCUCUGGGCCUCGGAGUUCUCGUCUGUGAGGAGGAGACCGUGACUGAGGAGGUUGCUGUGAGGAUCAAACGAGGUCGAGUGUGUGUAGAGCGCUUGCGGGCACCCGAAACCUACCCCGUGUCAGGGGUUGCUGUCAUUUGUGCACCUUUUCCUGGCGUAAAUGAAACAGAUUUUCAAGCCUGCCCACUGCUCUGUGAGGUGACAUCUUCGAUUGCUAGGCAGAGAAUUCAGAACUCGAGGUCAGAACCGUUGCCCGUGGUCAUUUGUGUAUUGAGCUGCCUCAGUGAGUACCAGCCGCAGGCCCGGCACCGCUCCGGUCACGCGGGAUUACUCCAACCGGACACACACGUCCAGCCCUCGUGGCCAGCGAAGUGCCUAAGUCCGCCUCCGUGGAUCUGUAUUUAUCCAUGAGCGACACAGAGAGAGAGAGAGAGAGAGGCAGAGACACAGGCAGAGGGAGAAGCAGGCCCCAUGCAGGGAGCCCGACGCGGGACCCGAUCCCAGUUCUCCGGGAUCAUUCCCCGGGCUGAAGGCAGGCGCUAAACCGCUGCGCCACCCGGGCUUCCCCCGAAGGGCUAUUUGAGUGACAGAAAAGAGGAAAGAAAUGGAGUCGUGAAAUGCCUGGAAAAGAGGUUAGAGCACAGGAUGUAAUUGGAAACGAAGCUGUGGGAAGAAGAUGUGUGUUAAAAGAGUUAGAAACGUUGGGAAAGGACUUAUAUGGGGCAAAACUGAUUGCACAAAAAUGCCAAGUCCGAAAUUGUCCCCAUUUCAAGAAUGCAGUGAGUGGAUCAGAAUGUCUGCUCUCCAUGAUUGAAGAGGGAAAUCCUCAUCAUUAUUUUGUGGCAACACAGGAUCAGAAUUUGUCUAUGAAAGUAAGGAAAAAGCCUGGAGUUCCUCUCAUGUUUAUUAUUCAGAACACUAUAGUCUUGGACAAACCUUCUCCCAAAACAGUUGCUUUUGUUAAAGCAGUAGAGUCAGGUCAGCUUGUCUCUGUGCAUGAGAAACAAAGUAUCAAGCAACUCAAAGAAGAACAGGGUUUAGUGAAAAACCCUGAACAGAGAAGAAGAAAGAAACACAAGAAAAUAAGUGGCCCCAAUCCUCUUAGCUGUUUGAAGAAAAAGAAGAAAGCACAGGAUACAAAAUCGUCUGCCUCUGAAAAGAAAAGAAAAAGAAAAAGAAUUCGGAACAGAUCUAUCUCAAAAGUACUUUCUGAAAAGCAGAAUGCAGAAUGAUAAUUCUUUGAAUACUUUUAAAGACACUCAAAUGUGAAAAACAAAUUUCUUUUUAAAACUGUGGAAGUAUUUACAAUAAAAGACUAUUAUUUUUAUAAAUAGAUAUUGACCCAUAAGCCUUUGAGUAAAAUUAUUUGUAUUAAAAAAAAAAACACUUUUUCAGUAUAAAACUGUUGUCUCUUUGUCUCACCAUAUCCCUCUACCCCCUAACAUUAUAUGCAAAUAGUGUAAAAAAAUACAAAAGACUUGUAACAAGAGGUUGUCCCUUUCACAUUCACAGAAAGUCUUCAUUCAAUUCACACAGUGGUUGUAAAAUUUAUACUUCCAAAUAAUAAGAAUAUGCUGCUACCUUUUCGUCCAUCUGUUAUUUGACUUUCUACUAUAAAGUGGAAAUUUUGCUUUUAUUACUCCUCCACAUUUCUAAUAUAUUAAUACUUUAGCCUUUAUA
This is a messenger RNA of Nyctereutes procyonoides (raccoon dog), 1915 nucleotides long. RefSeq names its product UTP23 small subunit processome component (gene UTP23). Gene Ontology annotation, molecular function: small ribosomal subunit rRNA binding. Bases 853 to 1467 code for a protein of 204 amino acids. The transcript has 5 exons. Gene Ontology annotation, cellular component: small-subunit processome; nucleolus. The record is from RefSeq and is a predicted model, not a curated record. Lineage: Eukaryota; Metazoa; Chordata; Mammalia; Carnivora; Canidae.